AUGACACUGGGGUACAACAUCUUGAGUCGAGAAAAGAGGAAGGAAGUUCAAAACAGCAGCAAAUCUCACAGAACCCUCGCAGCUGCCUCGGCCUGGCUGCCAGUCCGCAGCGCCGGCACCUGGGAAACAGAUCUUGCUUCCAGGGCUUUGUUACCCAUCUUGAGGUCGGCAUCCUUGACAAAAUUUUGGUUUCCCGUCCUUCGGAGGCGCACAGACUCGCGUGUGAUGGCGAGAUGGCACAAGACAGACCAGAAGAGCGGCGUGGCUAUAUACAAUUUCAAAGGCACAGGAUUGCCACAACUGCCUCUACAGGUUGGUGAUGUGGUCCACAUCUUGGAGUCCUGCGAAGAUUGGUACAAAGGUUAUCAUGUGAGACAUAAAGGAUCAGAGGGAAUAUUUCCUAAAUCUUUCAUCCACAUCAAGGAGGUUACCGUUGAAAAGAAAAGACAAACGGAAAAUGUAAUACCUGCUGAAAUUCCUUUAGUUCAAGAAGUUACCACUACUCUCUGGGAAUGGGGAAGCAUCUGGAAACAGCUCUAUGUGGCAAAUAAGAAGGAGCGGUUCCAGCAGGUGCAGUCUAUGAUGUAUGACUUAAUGGAGUGGCGGUCACAGCUUCUAUCUGGGACUUUGCCUAAAGAUGAGCUCAAAGAACUCAAGCAGAAAGUCACUUCCAAAAUAGACUACGGUAACAAGAUACUUGAGCUAGACCUAAUAGUUAGAGAUGAAGAUGGAAAUAUCUUGGAUCCAGAUAAAACCAGUGUCAUCAGCCUGUUUCAUGCACAUGAAGAAGCAACUAACAAAAUCACUGAGCGAAUUAAGGAGGAAAUGUCUAAGGACCAACCUGAUUAUGCAUCGUACUCCCGAAUGUCUUCAUCCCCCACCCACAGCUUAUACGUCUUUGUGCGGAAUUUUGUUUGCCGAAUCGGGGAGGAUGCAGAACUCUUUAUGUCCCUAUACGAUCCACAGAAAUCAACAAUUAUAAGUGAGAACUACUUGGUGAGGUGGGGGAGCAAAGGCUUUCCAAAGGAAAUCGAUAUGCUCAACAACCUUAAAGUGGUGUUCACAGAUCUUGGAAAUAAAGACCUUAGCAGAGACAAAAUUUAUUUAGUUUGUCAAAUAGUCCGAGUUGGAAGGAUGGAUCUCAAAGACAGUAACUCCAAGAAAUACACACAAGGACUAAGGCGGCCUUUUGGAGUGGCAGUUAUGGAUAUUACAGAUAUCAUAAAAGGAAAAGCUGAAAGUGAUGAAGAAAAGCAGCAUUUCAUUCCUUUUCACCCGGUAGUGGCAGAGAAUGACUUUUUACACAGUCUCCUAAGCAAAGUCACUGCGUCAAAAGGAGACAGUGGUGGGCAAGGUCUCUGGGUAACUGUGAAAAUGCUUGUUGGAGAUGUGAUUCAAACUAGGAAGGACUAUCCGCAUCUUGUAGACAGAAACACAGUUGUUGCUAGAAAACUAGGAUUUCCUGAAAUAAUCAUGCCAGGAGAUAUAAGAAAUGACAUUUAUAUUACACUGCUGUAUGGAGAUUUUGAUAAAUACAAUAAAACAACUCAGAGGAAUGUGGAAGUGAUAAUGUGUGUCUGUGAUGAAGAAGGAAAAGUGAUGCCA
Messenger RNA from Apaloderma vittatum (bar-tailed trogon), 1605 nucleotides. RefSeq names its product dedicator of cytokinesis 2 (gene DOCK2). The annotation marks the transcript as partial. Gene Ontology annotation, molecular function: small GTPase binding; guanyl-nucleotide exchange factor activity. Gene Ontology annotation, cellular component: cytoplasm; plasma membrane. The record is from RefSeq and is a predicted model, not a curated record. The transcript is spliced from 14 exons. Gene Ontology annotation, biological process: cell migration; small GTPase-mediated signal transduction. NCBI's taxonomy places the organism in Eukaryota, Metazoa, Chordata, Aves, Trogoniformes, Trogonidae.